This is a messenger RNA of Marmota monax (woodchuck), 7250 nucleotides long. RefSeq names its product CDAN1 interacting nuclease 1 (gene Cdin1). Gene Ontology annotation, biological process: erythrocyte differentiation. The coding region runs from base 281 to 1099 and encodes 272 amino acids. Gene Ontology annotation, cellular component: nucleus; cytoplasm. Lineage: Eukaryota; Metazoa; Chordata; Mammalia; Rodentia; Sciuridae. The transcript has 11 exons. The record is from RefSeq and is a predicted model, not a curated record.
UGGCUCACUGCGCCUGCUCAGUAAACUCUGCCAGGGCAAUCGCGUCUGCAACCCGCCCCCACCGAGGAGGUGCCGGGUGAAGCCUGGGACGCGGCGAGUCUCCGUUUCUCCUGUGCUACUUUGGGGUGUGCUUCAGGGAGGGGGGCGAGGACCAGCUAAGGAAGACCAGGACCCUGGGCCUUGCCGCGGUGCGUCCACCCCCACAUCUCCCGGCGCCAAGGCUGCUUGGGCCCAAGGGUGUUGUUUCCUUGUCCCGCCUCCUCCUGGUCCCUGGCCCAACAUGAUACUGACCAAAGCCCAGUACGACGAGAUAGCCCAGUGCCUAGUGUCUGUACCGCCCACCAGGCAGAGCCUGAGGAAGCUGAAGCAGAGGUUCCCCAGUCAAUCGCAGGCCACUCUGCUGAGCAUCUUCUCCCAGGAGUACCAGAAACAUAUUAAAAGAACACAUGCCAAACAUCAUACUUCGGAAGCAAUUGAAAAUUAUUACCAGAGGUACCUGAAUGGAGUGGUGAAAAAUGGAGCUGCCCCAGUGCUCCUUGAGCUGGCCAAUGAGGUGGACUAUGCACCCUCAUUAAUGGCUCGGAUUAUACUGGAGAGGUUUCUACAGGAACAUGAGGAAACUCCACCUUCCAAGUCUGUUAUAAAUAGUAUGCUACGGGACCCUUCUCAGAUUCCAGAUGGAGUUCUAGCAAAUCAGGUCUAUCAGUGCAUUGUGAACGACUGCUGUUAUGGACCACUGGUGGACUGCAUCAAACAUGCCAUUGGUCAUGAGCAUGAAGUACUGCUGAGAGACUUGCUUCUAGAGAAAAACCUGUCCUUCCUAGAUGAAGAUCAGCUUCGUGCAAAGGGUUAUGACAAAACACCAGACUUUAUUUUACAGGUUCCAGUUGCUGUAGAAGGGCACAUAAUUCACUGGAUUGAAAGCAAAGCCUCAUUUGGUGAUGAAUGUAGCCACCACGCCUACCUGCAUGACCAGUUCUGGAGCUACUGGAAUAGGGCAAGAAAAAGAAGAAACAGUCUUUUUGCAUAUGAUCUUUCAAUUGUUCACCAAAGGAUAAAGAAAGCAUUCAAGCGUGGUUUCAAGAACUGUCAGCACUAAGAAAACGCAAGGUACUUUGUAGAUCCUUAAAGACCUUUCUGGGAAACAGAUUUAAUUAAAAAGUAAAGUAGACUUUUCAUUUCAAAGAAAUCUUCAAAAUGUUAUAGAAUCUCAUAAUGUUAAUAUAUUAAUAAACGCAUUGUCUUCUUAUCCCAGAUGAGAAAAAGUCAUCUGUGAAGCUAUUAUCUUUGGUUCACACAACAGCAGAUUUUAUAAAUAUUUCUCUUUAGGUUUAAGCAUUAGAAUUAGAAUGCAUUGAAAUACAAUUUUAAAAGAUUUUCUCUUUCUGAUUCAUACAUGUGGUUUCAAUUCACCUGCAAAGAGGAAACAUCUUUAGCAGUACUCCCACUACUAAAAGUAGUCACUUUUACCCAGAUUGUUUUCAAAAUGAUCAGAAAAAUCAAUUGUCUCAUCUAACACAUUCGUAUAUACCUUGUUCCCUAUUAGAAAAACUAAUGCUGCAUAGUGGGUAUAAGAAUCCAAGAGGUACUUUUUUCCUCCUUCAGUAACUUUUAAGUUCCACAUUAUUUUUUUUUUUUUACUAAGUUCAGUCCAAAAGCCUAAUUAACAGGACAUCUCCAAGUUGCUGUAGAGUGGAAAAAGUUGACAUAACCACAUGAUAAGUAGCUAUUUAUGAAUACCCUUAAGCGUGUUCUUAGAGUUUUUGAUUGUACAUUGUCACUUCAGCCCGCCCUGUCUGUUGAGGUUUGGGGAGCCAGUCUGCUCUUACCAAGCAUUCAUACAGCAGUGUUUAAGCACCAAAUAUAUUCAUGUUUAAAUUGCCUUCAUUUUAGGACUUUUUUUCAAAGAUGAAUCUGAGAGCUGUGUUUUUAAGUAAUUACUUCUUCAAUAAAAAAUUGUUUUUGGACCAAUGUUGCUCUUUUUUCAUCUACUCAGUGAUAAAUAUAUUCAGUAUUCAACAUUCAUAAACAAGAAAGACAGAGAAAGAGAAAGAGAAAGGUAGAUCGAUUAAUUUGACAUUGUAAUGAAAGGCCUUACUAAACUCCCCAGUGCUCAGACUUCUAUUUAAAUGACACUGUGGAGCAACAGAUACAUAAUACAGGGAUUUGUUUCCAGUUUAGUCUGCACAGAGAUGUGGCCACUAAAAGUGUCUGCUCUGUUUUCAUUGGCUUGAGUUUCUUGGUUUAAAUUUUUUUUCAAAGCAUAAUAAUAUUUAAAAAUAAGCAUACUACUUUAUUUUUAAAGAUUAAUGCAGUAGUUGGAGUAAUACUUGAAGAUGUUACAUUUUGACUGUAGGAAAAAUAAUGCCUGUGUGUGAUAAUGUGUGUAUGAUUUGCAUGUGUGUUGUAUAAUUCACAAUAUACAUAUGCAUUUAUCAUGUUAUUCUUUUCAGUAUGAUUAAUUAUGUCAGUUUAUUGCAUAUGUCUGCAUGUACUUCAUCUCUUAAUUAAAGCAUUAAUCAUUAAAAUUACCAAAGAUACAUAGUUGUACUCUAUUUUUAAAAUUUAACGUUGAUCUGUGCAUAGUAAUACACAUAUUAUUUCUAAUGGGUAGACUAUACAAAACAUUGUAAGCAAGGAUUUCCAUAUUAUACUAUCAUAUCAAUUAUUUUAAAUAUGUUUAUCUUAACAUAUACUUAGAACACACUUUUUAACCAUUUUAAAUCAUUUUUAUUUGAGAUUAAUUUUCCUUAAAUCACUAAAUUACCAAAGACAUACAUAUGUGCAUAUAUAUGCAUAUUAUAUGAUCAUUUUUAAAUUUUAAAUGACUAUAUUUUAAAUGACUGUAUAGAGUCAUUUAAAAUUUAAAGUUGAUCACAGCAUAGUCAUUUUAUAUCUUAUUGGUACACUAUAACAGACAUGCUAAGUAAAGAUUCUAUGUUGCGUUCCUAUCAUAUGUUCUCUUAAUAUAUACUUGCCCUACACUUUAAUAAUUUGUUAUUUAGCAAUUGUUUCUUGCAUUUGGGAUUAGUUAUAUAUAAGAUUAAUUUCUUAGCACCUUACAUUAUCCCAUUUAUAAAUAAUAAACACCUGCCGUCCAUGUGAUUCAGUCUUUUAGAAAUCCAUACCGUCAGAACAGAAUAAAAAUUGUGGUGCUUUGAGGGAAAAUUUUGAAACAAAAGUUAUUACCUGAUCACAGGAUUUAUUAAGAGUUUAUGUUAAGAAGGAAGCAGAUGUAGCAUCCUGUAUGUUAACCCAUUGAACUUUUCCAAGAGGAAGAUUUUCUUUCAUUACUUCUGUACAAUUCCCAUAGUGGUCACCACCAUCUUGCUUCUCAGCCCAUGACCUUGCUUCACAUUUCUUUUAAGAAGAUAGAGGUCUCCCACACACUUCUCUAAGUCACCCCCAUUUCUCUCUGAUUUGCUUACUCUUUCCUUGUCCCAGAUAAAGAUGAUUCCUUACGUUUCCGUCUUUGCUGAGUUUUCUCCCACCCCAGAAUUGCAGCGUUUGUACUGUGCUCUGCAAGUCAUCUUAGAUCUGAUGACUUGUAUCUCUCCCCACCAUUGCCCAGCAUCCUGAUGUUCAUUCAUACUAGUGACCUCUUUCCCACCCACUUAAAGGUGAGGAACUGGACAUUCUCUCAGGCUUAUUUCAAAGCCACUUAGACCUGUGUCUGUGAAACAUUGCUUUGGUAUUGAGUUGGUUAUGCUCCUGCAUCCUACUCUACUGCUUAAAAGUUCUGCAAUUCCUGAUGGAAAGGAUCAGGAACCUCAAGCCUAUUCAUGUGGACCUGCUGCUGAUGUAGUAGUACAUGGGAUGCUCAGCUGUUUCAGAACCAGAAAAGCACCAGGCUCCCACACCUUUAGUCUCUCCACUCUGUUUCCCCUGCACUAUGUCAUUAGAUCACUCUUUCAAAAGCAUGGCUCCAAGUGAUACUUUCCCUCUUUGUUUUGCUUAUCUCUGUCUGACUGUAUUCCAUUCUGUGUAUUGGGAGUUUGACCCAUGUAUGCCUAAUCAGCAGACUCUUACCCCCCAUGGCUUCCUGUGAUUCAUUCAGAGGGAGGCACUGGCAGAUCAGAGAAUGAGGAGGCAGUACCCAUAGGGGAUUUGUUCCCCCAACUCCUUAUCUUUGUGUCUUCUCAUAUUGACUACAUAUGUUUACCAAGUCACUCUUCUCAGGUAGUUCUCUCCAUUCAGCUACUCACUCAGCUUUGAAUUCCCAUUGUUCCUUCUCCCAUUCAAGCAGCCUAAGGUGGUUAGGUUUCCCUGCUACUAACAGCCUAGAAGCAUUGCAUAUCCAGACUUCUUUGAAAUCUUGGUUAAUAAUUGUUGCCUCUUACCUGCAAGGAAUGUCAGAGUUCUCCUAAAACACUUUUCAAGCCUUCCACAAUCUGACCCCUCCCAUCCCAAACAUAUCCCAAGAUGUCACUCAGUGUAACUCCCUAAAUUCCAGCUGGACAAACAUGGCUCACACCCUUCAACCAUCUAAAAAUGCCUCACACUGCCCUUUUGUAUCCCUUUGCUCCUGCAUAUUUCAAAGCGUGAUUGUCUGGCCAACAAGUGUUACAUUUGAGGCUAAAGUUAUGUUAGGAACAUUUGGAAAAUAUCCACACUGGUCUGUGUAUUGCCACAGUGUACCACUAACAUGUGAAAAUGAUGAGUAGCUAACCAGUUAGUUUCAUUCCAUUGUCCUGGCAGGAACUACCUGGAAUAUUACAAGAAUUAUUAGAGGUGAGUGUGGUGGCACAUGCCUGUAAUCCUAAUAACUUGGGCUGCUGAGACAGGAAAGAUUACAAGUUCAAGGCCAGCCUAGGCAAUUUAGCAAGAACUUGUCUCAAAAUAAAUAAAAGGGCUGGGGUAUAGCUCAGUGGUAGAGUACCCCCUCGGUUCAAUUACCAGUAUCAUAAGGAAAAAAAAAAAAGGCUUUUGUGGACAACUGGCUUCUCCUAAAUCCUUUUUCUUGAAGCAUCUCUCAUGUCCUGUCCCACUAAUAGUCCGGAUCCAAUCCAAAUAGUUACGAUUCAAUUACUGACUAUUUGUUCUUAUUAAGCAGUUAUCAGCAAUCUCAGGCUGCUUAUAGGUCAGGUGUAUCCAUGAAUGUACAGUUAUUUAACCCAGAAAGAAAACUCAUAUGGGGAAUUUCUGGGGGCUACUUUGUUUAGAAAAGAGGAGAGGGUUACAAGGCACUUUGAGUCUCUUGGAUUGUCACACAAAUUCAUACACUAGUAAAGAUAAUAUUGUUUAAGACUAUAUUUAUGACUGACAUCACCAUGUCAGUGAUCAGUACUCAGAACUCACUCUCACUUGACCCAUCAGCAGCACUGAAUACAGAUUACUGAUGGCACCUUAAAACAGGACCUUCUUUGAUUUCUAGGGCACCAUACCUUCUUGGUAUUCUCCCAACAUCAGUAAAAAAACUCCCCCUAUCUCUACCUGUACUUCCUCUUUUAACUGUUCUCCUUAUGUUGUAGUGUCCCAGGGCUCAGUUUAUGAUUCUUUUCUCUGUGUCCUUCUUUUUAUUAUUUUUUUAAACAUCAGAAAUUUAUUAGUUGCUCAAAACAUUACAUUGAUCUUGACAUAUCAUAUAUCAUACAUUUUUUUCGAAUGGGGUAUGAAUUCUUAUUAUUCCCAUGUGUACAGAUUGCAGGAUCACGUUGAUUAUACAGCCACGUUUAUACAUACUGCCAUACUAGUGUCUGUUGUAUUCUGCUGCCCUUCCUAUCCCCUUCCUAUCCCUCCUACCCUCCCUUCCCCUCCCCUCCCCUCCCUCUACCCCAUCUACCAUGACUCAUUUCUCUCUCUCUCUCUCUUAUUUUUCUUUCUCCCCUUCGCCUCACAUCCUCUUAUAUGUAUUUUUGUAUAACAAUGCGGGUCUCCUUCCCUCUUCUGUGCAGUUCCCCCUCUCUCUCCCAUUCCCUUCCACCUCUCGUCCCUGUUUGAUGGUAAUCUUCUUCUCCUGCUCUACCUCCCUGCUCUGUUUUGAGUUGCCCUGCUUAUAUCAAAGAAGACAUUCGGCAUUUGUUUUUUAGAGAUUGGCUGACUUCACUUCGCAUAAUCUGCUCCAAUGCCACCCAUUUCCCUGCAAAUGCCAUGAUUUUGUUAUUUUUUGGUGUUGAGUAAUAUUCCAUUGUGUAUAUAUGCCACAUUUUUUAAUCCAUUCAUCUAUUGAAGGGCAUCUAGGAUGGUUCCACAGUCUAGCUAUUGUGAAUUGUGCUGCUGUGAACAUUGAUGACGCUGUAUCCCUGUAGUAUGCUCUUUUUAGGUCUUUUGGGAAUAGUCCGAGAAGGGGAAUAGCUGGGUCGAAUGGUGGUUCCAUUCCCAGCUUUCCGAGGAAUCUCCAUACUGAUUUCCAAAUUGGCCACACCAGUUUGCAGUCCCACCAGAAAUGUACAAGUGUACCCUUUUCCCCACAUCCUUGCCAGCACUUGUUGUUGUUUGACUUCAUAAUGGCUGCCUUUCUUACUGGGGUGAGAUGGUACCUUAGAGUGGUUUUAAUUUGCAUUUCUCUGAUUGCUAGAGAUGGUGAGCAUUUUUUUCAUGUAUUGUUGAUUGAUUGUAUAUCUUUCUCUGAGAAGUGUCUGUUCAGAUCCUUGGCCCAUUUGUUGAUUGGGUUAUUUGUUUUCUCUGUGUCCUUUUUGCUUGGUGAUUACAUAUCAUCUCAUAGCAUUAAAUAUCAUCCAUGUGCCCCCCAAAGUUAUGUGUCCAUCCUGAACUUGUUCUCUGAAUUUCAAACCCAUAUAUUCAUUUAUCUACCUACUCAACCAUCUCUAGUAGAAGAUCUGGUGGCUAUUUCAAAUUAUAAAUCUGGAUUUUGUGUCUCUAAAAUAGUUUUGUUUUGUUUCGUUGGUAUUGGGUAUUAGGGAUUGAACCCAGGGGUACCUCAGCACUAAGCUAAGUCCCCUGUCCUGUUUUAUUGUUUUGUUUUAUGAUAGGAUCUUGCUAAGUUUAAGAUAGCCUCUUGUUGGGGCUGGCCUAGAACUUAAAAUCCUCUAUCCUCAGACUCCUGAGUUACUAGAAUUAUAGGUUUGCGCCAGCUCACCUAGCUGCCUGAAAGUUUUGGGUUUUUUUUUAACCUAUCUCAGUUAGUGACAACUGUAUCCUCACAUUUAUUUAGACAAAGUACCUUGGACUCAUUCUUGCCUCUUUCCCUCACACUUUUCUUCUGAUCUUUGGGGAAAUCCUGUUGAUUCUACCUUCAAAAGUAUAUCGAGAGUCCAACUAUUUUUCUCUCCACAACUGCCAGCUUGAUC